This is a messenger RNA of Dreissena polymorpha, 6694 nucleotides long. Its product is annotated as CD151 antigen-like. The record is from RefSeq and is a predicted model, not a curated record. Bases 1010 to 2101 code for a protein of 363 amino acids. Gene Ontology annotation, cellular component: membrane. The transcript is spliced from 9 exons. Lineage: Eukaryota; Metazoa; Mollusca; Bivalvia; Myida; Dreissenidae.
AGCCAAACCAGUUAAUUUCUUCGCGCGCGCUCCUUCGUAUGGUUAAAUGGCGAGCGUUUCUAACGUUGUCAUAGCAGUGAAACGAGGUUUAACAGUUUGGCUGUCGUAUGAUUCAAGUUAGAUCGGGUCGGAUUGUCAAAUGUGCUAUAAAUGGCUUUAAAAUAUCGAAGGAUGUGUAUUUUUAAUCAAUUUUUCCACGUUGAAAAGGUUUAUACCGAUUUGUCGAAAAACGCGGAUGUUCUUUUCAUAAAUUAUAUAUUAACUUGGGGAUUUGGGUUUAAAUGCAAUGUGUGAUUGUUACACAAGGAAGGAUUAGAUUUCGUUGCUAUGAGUACGUGACUAUCGUGGGUUUUCGAUCAUGUUUAUCGGUGAAGGAAAACAAUGACAGACGUUUGUGUUUGAAAACCCAUUCAAAUAGGAUUACUGUUUGUGUUAUUACUUUAAAAACAGGUUUAUUCACACUUUUGUCAAGUGUGUGAAAUAAAAACAGAAAUAUGGAGGGUUUUUGCUUGAUGGUUAAACAGUGUAGAAUAAUGCGAGUUUAUUUGCUUUGGAACAAAAACAGGAUAUAAUUAACUACCGUUGUGAACUCGCAACCUUGCGUCAUUAUUAUCCGGGUAGUGAUCACGCAUCGAUAAAGGUCCUACAACAACGUUUGAAACAUUCCCUGUGUAAAUAAAGGGGUCGUGAUAAAGGAGCCCAGGGGUUUAACAGCACGCUAAGGAGUGACAGGUCUGCUUUGAAUCAACUGAGGGAAUAGGGUUUCAAUGUACAUGUGGUUUUUGGAUUGUAAACAUUGGAGCGCGCGUUUGAUAGUUUGAAAAGGAGUACAAAGAAAUUUGAAGCAUUGGAUUUAUAAAUUUGUAAGCGUGUUUCGUGUAUUGUUGUUUUUAAUAUUCAAGUGUAGCCGUAAAGUGAUUACUGGUGUGAUAAUACACAUUAUUAAAACUCGUGGGAAAAGUGGAUUACGCAGGAUUUUUUCCGGAUAUCGCUUAAAUUUUUGAGAAAAAUGGACGCCAAAAACAUUGAACAGACAGAGCCGCUGAACAGCAAACACAAGAAGAACAUGUUGGCAAACAACCACCAUCUCAACCACAUCGACCGCGACGGGAGCCUCCGAAAGGACCGUAAGUCCGAUCGAUACAGCCUGGGCAGGCGCAGCAGCGUCUCCAGCUACCUGAGCCGCUCCAACCGCGGUCACCGCGUCCGGAAGAAGCAGUCGUCGCGGGAACAAUGCGUGUAUAGACUAAAGAUGGUUCUGCAAUGCUAUAAUGUGUUUAUACUGAUCUUGGGUUGUGCCGUGCUGGGGGCGGGGGUGUGGCUGCUCGUGAAGGAGUUCAGCACCCGGGAGAUGUCCGCCAUCCUUGGCUCCCGGCUCCUCGAGAUCGUCACAUACGGGAUGAUAGCGGGAGGCGGGGCCACAACCAUUCUUGCGUUCUGCGGUUGCUGCGGAACUAUGAAGCAGGAGAAAUUCGUCCUUGGAUUUUACGGCGUUGUACUGACGUUGGUGCUAAUUACGUUAUGUGUAGGAUUUGGUGUCAGCUUCAUAUUCAGAGACGAAAUAACUAAUGAUGUUAAAAAGAAGUUCGAGACAACGAUCAUAUUUAACUACGGUGUUGACGUACAACGUAACUCUUCUAAUAAGCUCAUCACAGACGCUGUGGAUUCCAUGCAGCAGGCGCUUGGGUGUUGCGGGGCCCAUGGUGACGUCAACGACGACUAUUCCUGGUCCAUCUACAAGUCACAGAGCAAGUGGAUGAAGCUGUACAAACCGGAUGGUAAAAUAUACGUGCCCGAGAGUUGUUGUAUAGACGGUCAGAGCAAGGGGCUGUGUCAGGGAGAAAACGAUCAAUACGAGGGACCCCCGGCCUAUGGACCGCCCAUGAAGCACUGGAAACACAAGGAUAACCCCGCACUUUACACCACCGGUUGUUAUGACAAAGUGCUGGAGUAUAUAGAAGUACACAUGCUUGUUAUCAAGAUAGUUACGGGCUCGGUUCCAGCUUUAUUGCUCAUCGGAGUUGUGAUUGCCUUCUACCUAUGUGCCAAUGUCACUGACACUGAUGAUGACGAAGAGUUCGAAUGUGAGGUGGAAGUUUAGCCAGUGCCGGAAAUUGUGUCGUUUGGUGAAUUUUCGAGAACCAAGACAAACACUGAAGUAUUAAAGAAUAUGUGCGUGGACGGGAUUACUAUAGUUGGGAUUAAUACGUUUCGCGAAUCCUUGGAAUAAGUGUUUGCUGAAUCAGAGUGAUGGUUUUGGGAAGAAUUUUGAUAAAAAUGUGUUGGCUUUCAAGCGACGAGAAUGCAUUUACCGAAAUAAGCUCAGCGUAAUAUUAUGACUUACUAUUAUUAUUAUUAUUGCGUUUUGCAUUGUGAUGUCCGAAUGAAUUAAUAAUGCCAUUAAUAUUAUAAUUUUGUAAGAAAAAGGUGUUGUCGAAUUGGAAUACAGUGAUACGAAUAUACCGCAGUUGACGUCUGGAUGAACGUUCGCACAACGUAACAACCGACGCUGAAUUCACAUGAGAGCAUCUCUUCCAGUCGACAGAACAUCGUGUUGCUACAUUCCGGUACGAUAUGCAAUUGAGUCCAGGCCUUAAAAAAGAUGUGUGCUAUGCAAACCACUGAAAGAGACCCUCGCAUACUUGGAGAAAGGCGUUCACUCUACGUCGUUCCCUAGAUCACAUAUUCUCUACGAGAAUUAUUUCUGGCACAGAUUUAAAUUCAAUCUUCUCUCAGAGGAAAUUAUUUCCUUAUUAGUAUCAUUCAUAUGGAAUUUAAACCAAUAUAGCAGAGCUAACGAAUGUUUCGGGUAAUGUUUUACAACCAGAGAAAAUACAGUGGAAAAUUGCUGUUUUCUACAAGGCGAAGCGUAAUCAAAUGCGGUUUUGCUUUUUACAAAGCUGCAUAUCUGGGACCAAGCUUUUUACAAUUCUGAAAAAAUACAAGCUUUUUGAAAAAGCUCUUUUAUUUUGUCUCAAAUUCGUCUUCCGAAAAACGAGACGUCAACAAUAGAUCUCUUUGCGAAGCGCGACAAAAUAUCAUGUUUACUUCGUAAAUAUUAGUAAAAGUGCGUUUUUCAAUAUCCAACAGUAUUAGUUAUAAAAAUUAAAUAUUGAAAGGAAAAUGAAAAACGUGCGUUCAUGAAAUUAAAAACGCAUGCUUGUGAAAUGUAACAUUGUUUUUUAUGAAAUAAAAACGUGCGUUGAUAAGAUGUGUGAAUAAUCAAUACGUGUCCUGAUGAAGGGGUUUCACAGUUUUAUAUUCUUUUGUAUAUUGCAGUUCUAUUUGUAUGAGAAAGAUUAAUUUGGCGUGUGUUUUGUGAUUAUGUGUUCGUUAAAAAAAUAUUCUAGUCGACUGGAAUUUGAAAUAUUUGUAUGUCUAGUGUGCAUAUGUCUAAACCGCGUUCAUUAUAUACCGAGGUGGAGUAACAGUGAUUUCAUUGGAUACGUGUGAGUGUUUCAAAUCAUUGAGUACAAGUGGUGGAAUAUGUUCAACGCUGUGGAUUAACCAUUGAUGGGCGCCUUCACUAACAUGGAAUUUUUAUUUGACGUAUUUCUCCAUAUUUGGUCAAUGACACAUGAACUAUAUUCUUAUAAUUUGGUCACAGUUUAGUCGUCAAAUAUUUGUAAAAUAAGUUUUUCGUAUAAUUUGAUUUAAUUUCUUGUGAACUUGCAGAUGAUUUUAAAUAUUUGUGAAAUGUAAUAUAUUAUUUUAAAAUAUAUAUAUAUAAUUUAUUUUACCUGACGUGACUUCCCCAUGCUAAAUUACCAUAAACCCAUAAUUGCAUUUCUUCAAUAUGCCAUUACUUCAAUAUGCCAUUACUUCAAUAUGCCAUUACUUCAAUAUGCCAUUACUUCGGAACGUAAUAUAUCCCGAUUGGGUAAUAAUUUUUAGCUCACCGGAGCACAAAGUGCUCAUUAUGAGGGGUUUGAUAGUCUUUUAUCCGCCGUCUGUCGCGAGUCAUAAACUUGUAAAAGGACAUUUUCACGUUUUGGUAAAUUGAAAAAAUCAUAAACUUGUAAAAGGACCUUUUCACGUUUUGGUAAAUUGAAAAAAUAAAAAAAAUGUUUCAGAUUCGCAAAUGCUCGUUGUAGUUAUGAUAUUUUAAAGGAAACAGUAAUACUGAACAUUAAGCAUGCUCUAAUAUAUCCAUUAUAUGCAUUUUCUGACGAUUUAAAAACCUGAAAAUUAUAAAGCGUUGCAACGCGAAACGAUUGAAUAAUUUGGAGAGUUCUAUUGUUGUCGUUAUAUUUUGUGAGACUACAGGGAUUGAUUGUUUAAAAAGUAUAAAAUACAUCACUCAUUGUACGAGCACGGAUGGCCGAGUAUUCUAAGCAUUAGACUUUAACUCCAGGGAUCAGUGGUUCGAGCCCAGUUGAAAGCUACUUUUUUCCUUUCGUUAAUUGUAUUCUUGUUUUUUACUGGAACUUUUUAGAUCCAAUGUUUACAUUUAUCAAUAUGAAGCAUUUAAUGACUCCGAUACAAUAAAACUCCAAUACAUGCCACAAUCUGUGAAAAGGUCCCUUUAACUCGUGAACACUCUGAUUUCUCAAUUUUUGUUAAAUCUUCGUGAAACUUCGUCUGAUCAUUUGGCCCUAUGAAAUUUCGAUGGAGUUUGAAAUUGGUUCACGUGGAGUGAGAAACUACGCCACUGGGUCAUAUGAAAGAAAAAGCUUGCGAACUCAACCAGAGGCCCCAUUUACUUUCCAAUAUUCAUGAAACCUACUCAGAACAUCUGCCCCAAUGAAAUCUCGAGUGAGUUCAACAUUUGGUCACGUCAGGGUUUAACUAGGUCAAUAGGUUGAAUUAAAGAAAAAACGUGUGAAAACAUUAGAGGCUACAUUUAUUAUCCAAAUCUUCAUGAAACUAAUUCAAACCACUUUAACCAAUAAAAUAUAAGCCUAAUUCAAAUCUUGUUCAAGUGGGAUCGAAAACAAAUGCCACUGGGUCAAAUACAACAAAACAAUGUUAUGAACACUCUAGAGUCCACGUUUAUUGCUUAAUAGUUAUUUCACUUGAUCACAACAUUCAUUACAUGAUCUCUUGACCGAGCCCGAAACUGAUUUAAGUGGGAUAAAAACUAUGUCACUACGUUUAAUUUAUUGAAAACCUUGUGGGUACUCCUGAUGCAACGUGUGCUUCUCAAUCUAAAUGAAAUCCGUUCAAACCCAAUGGUAUUUCUAGGGAGUUCGAAUCUGGGUCACGUGGGGUCAAAAAUAUGUCAUUCAUUGUGAGAUUUUAAAAUCAUUUGGCACAUUUGUUCACCAUCAUUGGACGGUGUGUCGCACACAAAAAAUAUGUCAAUAUCUCCAAGGUCAAGGUCGCUACGACUAAAAAUAUGUUUAUUUUGAAACAAAGGGGGUUAAUUAUAAACAAUCAGUUCAGUUUGACUUGUCUCCCUUUAUCAGACUUUUUUUUUCAAAUUGAAAACCUGGUUUUGUAACAAUUUUGUCCCUUGUUGAUAACCUAAAUCAUUUUUCGGUUCCUUUGUUGUAUUCUCCGCUUUUGAAGUCAGUUUAGCUUACCUGAGCACAAAGAGCUAUUGUUAGCUUUUGUGAUCGCCUUUUGUCUGUCAUGCGGCGUCAACAUUGCCUUGUUAACACUCUAGAGGCCACAGGUAUUGUCCGAUCUUCAUGAAACUUGUCAAAAGAUUUGUGCCAAUGAUAUCUUGAACGAGUUCGUAAAUUGUUCCGGUUGGUUGAAUAACAUGGUCGCCAGGGUCGGGGCAUUUUUUCUUAUAUGGCAUUAGUAAAAUCUUGUCAACAGUCUAGAGCCCACAUAUGUUUCCGCUCUUCAUGAAACUUGGUUAGAUCAUUUGUCACAAUUAUAUAUUGGAUGUGUUCGAAUAUGCUUCCGGUUGGUUGAAAAACCAGUCCGCCAGUGGGCGGAGCAUUUAUUUAUAUGGCUAUAGUAAAACAUUUUUAACACUCUGGGAGUCACAUUUAUUGUAUAUAUCUUGAUGAAACUUGGUCAGAACAUUUGUUCUAGUGAUAGCCGGGCUGAGUUGGGGUUUUUCGAAAAACAUGGCUGCCAGUGGGCGGGGCAUUUAUGCUCAUCUGGGAUGACACUUCACGCACAUGCAUUAGUUAGAGUGAGCAGCCUGUCUUACUGUUUAGUUCCUCAUAUCGUCACUCAUUCUGAGAAAUGCAAAACAAGCAUGUUGAUUUCAAUAAUGAAUUACCUUUUUAAGUAUGUUUACUCUGUGAUCUUAUUUUUUUAAACAUUUUAUAUUUUAAUGAAAUAUAUUUACUGAUAAAAAAUGGUCCAAUAGUAGGUCAUUAUAAAAUUGAUCAUCACAAUCAAUUAAUUAUAAUGGUACUAAUUAAAUAAAACGGAUAUGUUUUAUGUUCAAUUUUACUUCAAAUCUGCGAUUGACUUGGUCUGCCUUUACGUUAUAAUUUUAAGAGAAAAUUCGUUUUACGUAACCAAUUUUCAAUAACCCAAUGUUCUUGAUUUUCUGUUCUGCGAAAUGCUGCACAUGUGUGUGUGUAACAUUGUAAAAUAACCAUAGUAAUCAUUGGACUGUGUCUUUGAAUGUUUGAAAGUGCGUGUUUUUCUCGGUCUCUCUUAAUUCACUUUCUUGUAUAUAGUGUAUGUGAAGUUUUUUUAACUUGAUUAUUAUUAUUGUUAUAUACAUCAAUGGAUAUGUUUUAUAUACAUGAAUUUAAGCGUUAAAUAAACAUUAUGAAUAUAA